Messenger RNA from Limanda limanda (common dab), 1612 nucleotides. It is a transcript of the gene cplane2, whose product is annotated as ciliogenesis and planar polarity effector 2. Gene Ontology annotation, molecular function: GTPase activity; GTP binding. Bases 68 to 820 code for a protein of 250 amino acids. The record is from RefSeq and is a predicted model, not a curated record. The transcript is spliced from 5 exons. NCBI's taxonomy places the organism in Eukaryota, Metazoa, Chordata, Actinopteri, Pleuronectiformes, Pleuronectidae.
CUUAGCUUUCAACACUCGUCUGCCUGCUCCAUGCGAUGCUACCUCCUUUAGCCUCAGAGCUAACAACAUGGCGGAUGUCCCUGCUCCGGGAUCAGUCGUAGUCAGUGACUGGCAUCGAUGUAAAGACAGCAAGGAGUAUUUCAACAAGAUCCUGAACAAGAAGCGACGCAAGAACUUCGGCUUGUUGGAGUCUCCAGUGAUGCCCCCCCAUGCAGCUGUGGACACGGUUCAUUAUAAGAUCUUCAUCUCUGGAAAGAGUGGAGUUGGUAAAACCGCUCUGGCUGCUCGACUCGCAGGCCUGAACAUCCCACCUGUGCACUACGAGACCACAGGAAUUGAGACGACCGUGGUGUAUUGGCCGGUGAAGCUGAGAGAAUGUGAACGAGUGCUUUUCUUCCGUCUGCAGCUGUGGGACUGUGGAGAGAACGCCUUGCGUAGAUUUGACCAUUUGCUUCCGUCCUGUAAGGAGCAGGUGGACGCCGUCCUGUUCCUGUUUUCCUUCACUGACCGGCCGUCCUUCGACGACCUGUCCAAUCAGAUCGGGAAGUGGAGCGGACCAUCUGCGGGUCGAGCCGCAAAACUGGUGGUCGGCACCAAAUUUGAUCUCUUCAUGCACUGUGACGUGGCAGAGAGAGACGUGAGGGACUUCCAGGAGACAUGGGGCCUGCCGCUGCUGCGUGUGGGGGGGGAGGUGAGCGAUGGGCUGGGGGACGUAGCUCUGCUCCUCAACUGCCUGGCAGAGCAGCUGUGGCAUCAGGACUGUGUCACGGCUGGAUCAGCGUGCCACCCAUCACAGCAGGAGGCCGGGACUCUGCUCUGAUUCAGAGGAGUGAAGGAGGUAGUGGAGGCGAAACGGAUCCAGGGUGUCAGCCGCUGAGGGACUGGGCUCAGCAGCUGGUCUGGGAGAAGCUCAGCUCCCUCAGGAGGAGAUGGAGCAUUAGAGAUGGAUGCUUAUGCUCGAAGGUCUUCACUUCUCAUGGUCUGUUAGCAGGCUGAUGUGUUGACAUCAUUGGAUUAUAGACCAGAUUAUUUCUGGGUCUGAUGCUUGGUCUUUAAAAUCCAUAUUCAGUAUUUAUUAGUUUUGUUGAAAGAAAUAAACCAAGUGCCUUUGUUUAGUCAUGUUGACUUUACAUUAUUUUUGUGGUCCCCUUCCUCCGCUGUACAGUCAAUUUAUAAGACAUUUCUAUUUUCUUUAACCAGGUUAUACAUUUUUAACAAUUAAUUACAUCAGUGAAUCGUCAAUAUCAUAAAAGCUCUGACAGAAUGUUUAUUGAGGUGUGUGCUAAAUAUGAAAUCAUAUUUCUCAUUGAAGAUCAGUUUGUUAUGUGAUCAUUUGUGCUUUAAGUCAAUGUAAUAAGGUCAGAACAUUUUAUUCUUUAAUUAGAAAACAGAGAACUUUGCUUAAGAUGCCAGUGUUAAAUACAAGAAAGAAAAAGAUUCCCUCACUCCAUGUGUCUGCUAAUGUGAAUUUGUGCACGUUAGAAUACUCUUGUGUUACAUCUUAUGUCGUCAUGUGAUUUUGAACAUUUUGAAGUGCAGUGAAAUUCCAAUCAAUCUCAAGUGUGAACAUUUAAGUUAGUUAUCGAAAAAUAAAAACGUGCAUUUUAAAACA